AUGUUAAAGGAAAACUAUACAGCUGUGACUGAGUUUGUUCUCCUGGGACUGACAGAUCAGGCUGAGCUGCAGCCCCUUCUUUUUGUGGUAUUCCUAGUCAUCUACCUUAUCACAGUAAUUGGCAAUGUGAGUAUGAUCUUCUUAAUCAGAAGUGACUCGACACUCCACACUCCAAUGUACUUCUUCCUCAGUCACCUCUCCUUUGUAGAUCUCUGUUAUACGACCAAUGUCACUCCUCAGAUGCUGGUUAACAUUUUGUCUAAGAGAAAAACCAUUUCCUUCAUUGGUUGCUUUAUCCAAUUUCACUUUUUCAUUGCACUGGUGAUCACAGAUUAUUAUAUGCUCGCAGUGAUGGCUUAUGACCGCUACAUGGCCAUCUGCAAGCCCUUGUUAUAUGGAAGCAAAAUGUCCAGGUGUGUUUGCCUCUGUCUUGCUGCUGCUCCUUAUAUUUAUGGCUUUGCGAAUGGUCUGGCACAGACCAUCCUGAUGCUUCGUCUGUCCUUCUGUGGACCCAAUGAGAUCAACCACUUUUACUGUGCAGACUCACCCCUCUUAGUCCUCGCCUGCUCAGAUACUUAUGUCAAAGAGACUGCCAUGUUCGUGGUGGCUGGUUCCAACCUCAUCUGCUCUCUCAUCAUCAUCCUCAUUUCCUACACUUUCACCUUCACAGCCAUUCUGCACAUCCGCACUGCUGAGGGGAGACGCAAGGCUUUCUCCACCUGCGGGUCCCACGUGACCGCUGUCACUAUCUUUUAUGGGACACUGUUCUGUAUGCACCUGAGGCCCCCUUCUGAGACAUCUGUCCAACAGGGGAAAACUUUAGCUGUGUUUUAUAUUUUUGUGAGUCCUAUGUUAAACCCAUUGAUCUACAGCCUGAGGAAUAAAGAUGUUAAAAGAAGUAUAAGGAAAGUUAUCCGAAAAAACCUGUUUGCUAAGUAAGGUAGAUAUUUUGAUCAUAGGUCUUGGGAUUUGUUCUUGUUAUCUGACCAAUUGAUGAGCAUUUUAGGUUAACAAAUCACUGUGUCAUUGGGUGUUUUUUGUCUUUGUACUUUGCAUAUGGGUCUUCAAAGUAUAUGUCAAAUUAUUAGCUAAAGCUUACAGUGCCAUCCUCAGUAAACUGAAAACGAAUGCAUAGAAAUUCAAAUAUAAGCCUAGAAGGCAUUGUUCUAGCUUUAUAAAUAUAAGUAAAGUACAGGCAAUUCCAUUAUUAGUGCUCUUACUAGUAAAAUGUCAUAAAAGACAGAAUUAUCGAUUGCUAUGAAAAUGAUAGCUCAUUACAUUUUAUAGUGCUUAAUAAGCCUCCAGACUAUUUUCCAGAAACUUGACAACCAUACUGGAUGAGGUUUUCUGUUUUUGUUUUAUACAUAUUAUAUACAAAAGAGUAUCACUUAGGUAUAUCUUGGAUAACUACUUUAAGUUAUAUCCUUAGAAUGAUAUCACAGAUUCAAUGAAAUCCUCUUUCAUAAAGCUUUUCAUGGAAAUGCCAACUUUCCUUUGGAAGGGGUUUUUAAUUGUUUGUGUGUUGUGCCAGUAAACACAUCAACACGUGACCUCACUUUUUCACUAUUACUAUUGCCUGUUUCCUUUAAAUAAAUGAAUUGAAUGUUUUUUCAAUGAGUGCAUAUGGAUAUUUGUGUUUUAUGCAUGUAUUCGUGUG
This is a messenger RNA of Cebus imitator (Panamanian white-faced capuchin), 1657 nucleotides long. RefSeq names its product olfactory receptor 1030-like. Gene Ontology annotation, cellular component: membrane. Gene Ontology annotation, biological process: sensory perception of smell; G protein-coupled receptor signaling pathway. NCBI's taxonomy places the organism in Eukaryota, Metazoa, Chordata, Mammalia, Primates, Cebidae. The record is from RefSeq and is a predicted model, not a curated record. The coding region runs from base 1 to 939 and encodes 312 amino acids. Gene Ontology annotation, molecular function: odorant binding; G protein-coupled receptor activity; olfactory receptor activity. The transcript has a single exon.